CAAAAAUAAUAACCGGAAGUAGAGCAAGUGAAGUAAUCCUCUGUUUACGAUUAUCUGAGAGCAUUUACUAGUGUUACCCAAAAUAAAAGUGUGAACACCGCAUCAUGGCAAACAUUGCCGCAGCAAGAAUACAGAGAGAAUUCAAAGAAGUUGUAAAAAGUGAAGAGGUGGCGAAAUGCAGUAUCAAAGUAGAAUUAGUUAAUGAUUCCUACAGCGAACUACGAGGUGAAAUAGCAGGACCACCAGAUACACCUUAUCAAGGGGGAAAUUUUCAUCUAGAGAUUAAAAUACCAGAAACUUACCCAUUUAAUCCUCCUAAAGUGAAGUUUUUAACAAAAAUUUGGCAUCCAAAUAUCAGUUCAGUCACUGGAGCUAUUUGCUUAGACAUCUUAAAAGACCAAUGGGCAGCAGCCAUGACGUUAAGGACUGUCCUCCUCUCCCUACAGGCGCUACUAGCAGCAGCAGAGCCCGAUGAUCCCCAGGACGCAGUGGUAGCCAAGCAAUACAAAGAAAACAAUGAAAUAUUUAAGAAAACUGCUAGACACUGGACGUAUGCUUAUGCUGGAGGUCCACAGAGGGAGUAUGACAUUGAAGCCAAGAUACAGCAGGUGAUGAGCAUGGGGUUUGAUGAGCACAAAUCCAGAGUGGCUCUAUCUUCACAUAACUGGGAUAUAGAAAGAGCAACAGAAUUCUUAUUAAGUUAAUGCCUUGGAUUCAGUAGCUGUGUUUAAUGAGAAACUUGACAAUGAAUGUGAUGAAGGCUACAGUGUGAUGAAGCAAGGACGGCAACACAGAAACAAAACAACUCUUACACUGCUUAUCAUACCGUUCACCAGGAGUAACUGUGCAUUGGUCUUCAUUAGGUUCCUUACAUGUUAUUUGAAUUGAUGAUUUAACGAAUAUGAGAGAAAGAUUAGAGAGAGAGAUAGGAGAUAGCGGAAUAUUACACACUAAUACAACAUAAUACACACUACAUGUACAUGUUUAAUUUGUGUUACAAACACACAUGUGUGACUGAUAAAUUAUUGUUAGAUUUGUUAGCAGGACACAGUCAACUACCAGUACAAGCUUACAAGUGAGGUGCAAGAAUUUAACUAUAUCUGUGUUUUUUAAAACCAGAAUUCAUACUGAAUAUUUCCUUUCAUUCAAAAGAUUUCUUGAAUUAAGAAAGAGUUAAACUUUGACCAGCUAUUUACAAUCAAAGAAAAAUUAAGCAUAAUACAAAAUCAUUUAUGAAAAAGUAUUUAUAGAACCUGCUGUUCCUUUAUCAUCUAAUAGAAGCAUGCGUAAUCCUCAGCUGACAAUGAGUAUAUAUAAAGGGAAACUUGUUCUUAUGUUUUGGAUGCCAGUAGAUGUGGUUAAUUGGUGCUCGUAGGGCAAUCUCUGCCGUCUUGUACAAUAUUGAUAUUAUGACAGAGGGCAUCUUGAUUGGACAAAGAGAUUCAUAAGAUGACAUGAUGGUGGAUUUUUCUCUCUUUUUUUAAUUGCACAUCCUUUCUUUCAUCUGUUUAAUUUAAUGAUAUAAUGUUAACACUGUCCUUUCAAGCUAUUUAAAGUUUUUUCUCGGUGUGAUAAUUGAAGAUACUGUCUUAAAAAUUCAUGAAAUUUUAAAACUAGAAAUAAAAGUAGUGAUUUCAGUGUCUUUAAACGACCAUAUUAAUACAUUUUAAGUCAUAUUCUUUAAUAUGCUGAAGUUUUUAUGAAAUUGUAUGGUAUACAACAAUCCAACAUAAUUAUAAAAUGUGUUUAAGUUUGUUUCAGGUUAAAAGAAAACUUUUGGUCAGCAUUGUUUCUUGUAACUUGCAUUUACUAUCAUUAAUAGUACUUUAUACUUACUUUGUUGCUACUUUUGGAACCAGUGUAAAGGGAGUGAAUGAUUAUAUUCUUCAUCCUACAAUCCAUGCAUAAAAGAUGUACCAUAAGUAUUAUGCAGUCAACAUUUUGUUACAUAUAACCUGUGUGUGAUAUUUAUCUUGCGUUUAUAUCAGUUUUAACUUUUUACAAACUAUGUGAAGUAUAAAAGCUGAGCUUACGUUGCUUCGUAUAUAUUUGUCAUUUCUCUUAAAUUGUAAAUAAAAUGUUUUUUCUAAUGUGAAAAUACUUCAGCCUCUGUAAUUGACAUGAGAAAACAAUUAAAUUGUCAUCAAAAGAGAAUUUUAUUCGAUGAGAAUAUUAAAAAAUGAUGCAAACCCAGCUUUUUAAUGACAGAACAUACAUUUAUUUGGACGGCGGGCUUGUGGAAGGGGGGGGGGGGUGUUCUUAUUUAUAGAUGGUUAAAAAAAAGACCCAGUAGAUAUCAAAAAGAAAAAUGGAGUUCAAAGUCUUGUUUAAUCUCAAAUUUAUGGUGUAAAUUCUUUUACUUCAAAUAUUUCAUAUUUUUCUUACUGACUGAUUACCAAUGAAUAUUCUUUCAAAGACAGAAAUUUUAGAAAAAAAACUCCUUCAACAUUUUACCAUUGUGAAGUUUGGACAUUUCUUGAAAUGAAAAAUAAUUAAAUCCUUUAUUUUAUUGAUAGAAUGCUUUUAAAUGUGACUGUAACCAAUAUAUGCAGUUUUCCUUAGACUUCUUGACUUUAAAAUAGAGCUCAUCAAAUACUGUAACAUCAAAGGGUACUCAUUACACUUUAAUGUACCAUUAUAUUUUGGCAUUUUCGCUACUUUGAACAUAAAAUAAUUUCACUCAAAUGUGUUGAUUACACCUGAUAAAAUCAUUCCAUCAUGGUGUAAUUGUUACAACUUUUUGUAAUAAUUACAUUUUACUGCAAUUAUUUUAUAUGGUUGUAAUUAUCACAUCUAGAUGUAAUUAUUACAUCAUGAUGUAAAAACAUUCUGAUGUAAUCAUAACAUCUUUAUAAACAUCCUAUGCUUUGGAUAGAUUAAUUGUGCCCAAACUAACUCAAGCCUGUAUAAACUGAUCUUUUUCAAAAUUUGAAUUGAUAUGAUAAUUUUCAUUAGGGU
This is a messenger RNA of Magallana angulata, 2958 nucleotides long. RefSeq names its product ubiquitin-conjugating enzyme E2-22 kDa-like. The transcript is spliced from 6 exons. NCBI's taxonomy places the organism in Eukaryota, Metazoa, Mollusca, Bivalvia, Ostreida, Ostreidae. The coding region runs from base 105 to 704 and encodes 199 amino acids. Gene Ontology annotation, molecular function: ubiquitin conjugating enzyme activity; protein binding. Gene Ontology annotation, cellular component: nucleus. Gene Ontology annotation, biological process: proteasome-mediated ubiquitin-dependent protein catabolic process; protein polyubiquitination. The record is from RefSeq and is a predicted model, not a curated record.